Messenger RNA from Penicillium olsonii, 678 nucleotides. The record is from the annotation of a GenBank genome assembly. NCBI's taxonomy places the organism in Eukaryota, Fungi, Ascomycota, Eurotiomycetes, Eurotiales, Aspergillaceae.
AUGAACUCGCCAUUCCCCCACUCUUCCCAUUCCAACUCACAUCCCAACAUGUCUCUCUCAGCCCCAAGCACAGAUGUAAGUUCUUCAAAGCCACAAAGCACGCAUUGUAAUAACACCAUCCAGGCCGCCGUCCUCGCCGCGCAAGAAACCAGCGCCGAGCAAACCUUCCGCACCUUCACUACAAGCACUGCCUGGACCCUCGGCAAUGCCCUACGAGAGCGGAUCCUCUCUCUCCCCGAUGGGCAACGCAAGCCUGCUUUGAUUUCCAUUGCGUUGGCCACCGCUACAUCCGGUGGUCUUCCCCCGCACGUGGUAUUCCAGUCCGCGACGGAGAGUGGCACGAUCCCGGAUAACGAGAACUGGGUGCGGCGUAAGCGGAACACCGUGCUCCGAUGGGGGUUGUCUAGUUGGGCUAUGAGACAGAAGACGGUGGGAGGGUUGUCGGCUCAGGCUUCGGCGGAUGAGAUCGAGGCUGCUUUUGUUAAGAAGUAUGCUGUUGCUAGUGCUAAUGGUGGUGCUGUUGCGGAGGAGUAUGCCAUCCAUGGUGGUGGGUACCCGGUUCGCGUGGCUGGUGUUGAGGGCAUUGUUGCUGUUGUUGUUGUUAGUGGGUUGAAGCAGGAGGAUGAUCACCAGGUGGUUGCUGAGACGAUCAAGGAGGUGAUCGCCAAGCAGAAUUAG